CUGAUCUGACUCUGUUCUGUUCGAGUGCGGAUCUGUUCCGUGUCUGUGUUUGUAGUUUUGUUGAUAAUUGAAGUUGAUGAACACAGAAAAAUGGCCGAGUCCAAAAUUUCAGUAGCUCAGGAUGAGUUCAGCUGUUCAGUCUGUCUGGAAACACUGAAGGAUCCAGUAACUAUAUCAUGUGGACACAGUUUCUGUAUGGUGUGUAUUAAUAACUGCUGGGAUCAGGAGGAUGAUAAAGGAACAUAUAGCUGUCCACAGUGUAGACAAACCUUCACUCCAAGACCUGUUGUGAGUAAAAACAUUAUUCUGACUGGAGUUGUGGAGAACCUAAGGAAAAGAAAAUUCCAAGAUCCACUUUCUACUGGACCUGAAGAUGUGAAUUGUGAUUCCUGCACUAGGAAAAAAUACAAAGCUGUUAAAUCCUGUCUGGUGUGUUUGGCCUCUUUCUGUGAAACUCACCUCCAACUUCACUAUGAAUCUCCUGCUUAUAAGAAGCACAAGCUGGUUGAAGCCUCCAGACGACUCCAGGAGCAGAUCUGCUCUCAGCAUAAUAAACUGCUGGAGGUUUACUGUCGUACUGAUCAGCAGUGUAUCUGCAUGUUGUGUAUGCUAGACAAUCAUAAAGGACAUGAUACAAUAUCAGCUGCAGCAGAAAGAACUAAGAAACAGAAGCAGCUGCUGGAGAUCCAGAGAAAAUUCCAGGAGAAUAUCCAGAAUAGAGAGAAGGAACUUUGUGAGCUAAUAAAUGCUGUGAAGUCUCACAAGUGUUCUGCACAGACAGCAGUGGAGAACAUUGAGUGGAUCUGUACUGAACUAAUCAACUCAAUUAACAGA
Trichomycterus rosablanca is the source of this 834-nucleotide messenger RNA. RefSeq names its product E3 ubiquitin/ISG15 ligase TRIM25-like. The transcript has 4 exons. The annotation marks the transcript as partial. The record is from RefSeq and is a predicted model, not a curated record. Lineage: Eukaryota; Metazoa; Chordata; Actinopteri; Siluriformes; Trichomycteridae. Gene Ontology annotation, molecular function: zinc ion binding.